Molecule: messenger RNA, 1459 nt
Organism: Colletotrichum acutatum
Lineage: Eukaryota; Fungi; Ascomycota; Sordariomycetes; Glomerellales; Glomerellaceae
Exons: 2
Coding region: 167-1084 (305 amino acids)
Source: RefSeq, a predicted model, not a curated record
CUCACACUCCCACUUUCUUCUGUUUUUCUCACACACACCACACACUUUAUUCUUCACCGACAACUUCCACACUCAAAAUCACAAGCAAACAACAAAGCAAUCCAUCACUUCCAACCAACAAAUCAUCACCAACCAAGAAUUCUAAUUCCCACUCAUCUCAGUCACAAUGAAGUCCUACAUUGCCAUCACUGCUGUCGGCGCCAUCAUCGGCGCUGCCGUCAACGGUAUGCCCGUUCUGGAUAACCAGGCUGCUGUCAACGGCCUUGGUAUUCAGAUUCCCGCUCAGGCUGGCAUCGCUGGCUUGAAGCAUAACAUCCGCAAGGAUAUUGGCUUCAACGCUUCCAAGCCCAUCAUGAGCAUCAGCCACGAGGCCUUGGUUGUUCACCAGAAUACCACCAUGGCCGACUACAAGCAGCCCAUCGCUACUGAGGUCAACAAGUGCACCACUUUCCCGAUCAGCGAGCCCGCUCUUGGCCUCACUGGCAUCAUGGAGAUGUGCGCUCCCAUGAAGACCACUCUCAACAUGGACAUUGGUACCAAGACCACUCUUGGGCAGGUCAACGCUCCCGUCGUCACCGCUCCUCACAUCACCUCGGUUCUCUCUAUGGAGAUUGCCACGGCUGCUCCUGUCGAGCAGUCUACCACCAUGGAGAUCCACGAGCGCAUCUCCAGCUGGUGCGUCACCGCGACCAGAACCGAUGGCUCCAAGCCCUACAUCUGCACCGCCGGUCUGGAUGAUUACCCUCGUCCCACUGGCACUGCCACCUUCAUCUACACUCCCUUCUCCGGCCCUACCCCCACUACUCCUUCCUUCUUCCUCACUACCUUCAGCGAGGACCCUGCCAUGCCCUCGAGCGCUCCCGACUCCACUCCCUUCGCUGCUCCCACCACUUCGGAGCCCAGCUUCUUCCUCACUACCUUCAGCAAGGAUCCCGAGAUGGUCGCCGCCGCUUCUACCUCGACUCCUCUUGCCACCUUGUCCACUGAGGCUACCAUGAUCGGUGCCCCGGUCUUCACUCGUGCUUCCACUGUCGAGCCCGUAAUCACUGAGACUCAGACUGUCUUUGUUACGGCCUCGGCUUAGGUCUCAUGACACCUUUACACUCAUGUGAUCUCAACAUCUCGAGAAGUUUGGGAAGGAACCUGGAUCGGUGGAUUCUGGGCAUAUCUGUGGAGGAUUCAUUUUCAUUCAUGGGAACACUUGGGAUUCAAAAAGGACUGGGUUUGAGAACAGGCAUCAGGGAGGAUUUGGGUCCAUGGGUCAUUCAUUCUUUAUUGUGAUUAAGCUUCGACGAGUAUCAGGUUUUCGUUCGUCGUUGGCAGCUACAAGCUGCUCGUUGAUAUCAGCAGCAAAGGCUGCUUAUCUGGUGUGACAAAGAAUACACUGGCAAUGCAAACAAACCUCUUUCUCCUUCUCUUUGUGAAUUUGUGUGACCUGUGAUGUCUUUCCGUAUGGGCU